This is a messenger RNA of Pteronotus mesoamericanus, 2572 nucleotides long. It is a transcript of the gene PROS1, whose product is annotated as protein S. NCBI's taxonomy places the organism in Eukaryota, Metazoa, Chordata, Mammalia, Chiroptera, Mormoopidae. Gene Ontology annotation, cellular component: extracellular region. Gene Ontology annotation, molecular function: calcium ion binding. Bases 301 to 2328 code for a protein of 675 amino acids. The transcript has 15 exons. The record is from RefSeq and is a predicted model, not a curated record.
CCUGCCCCCUGCCCCCAGCUCCCCAAAGCUUCCUGGAAAUCUCCUCGUUAUCACUUCCCCUCUGCGGCUGGGGCCGGGAGCGGGCCGUCUUCUCCGCCCCCCGGCGCCCACUGUUCCUCUGGCGCGCUCGCUCGCUGGCGCCGCCGCGCCGCAGUCCUCGAACAGCGGCACAGGGGUUUACGGCUGAGUCCCGGUUUACAGCGGAGUCCAGCCUUGCAGCUCCGCCGGGCGCCGAGCGCUCAGGUUCCGCCGCGAGGCGCCACAGUCCGCGCCCGCGCCCGCGCCUCCGCCGGCCUGGCCAUGAGGGUCCUCGGUGGGUGCUGCGGUACGCUGCUCGCGUGCCUCGUCGUAGUGCUUCCCAUCGCUGAGACAAACUUUUUGUCAAAGCAACAUGCUUCACAAGUUCUGGUUAGGAAACGCCGUGCAUAUUCUUUCCUUGAAGAAACCCAAAAAGGUAAUCUUGAAAGAGAGUGCAUUGAAGAACUGUGCAAUAAAGAAGAAGCCAGAGAGAUCUUUGAAAAUAACCCUGAAACGGAGUAUUUUUAUCCAAGAUAUUUAGUUUGUCUUGGCUCUUACCGAGCUGGAUUAUUCACUGCUGCCCGUCAGUCGACUAAUGUUUACAGUGACCUAAGGAGCUGUGUCAAAGCUAUUCCAGACCAGUGUAAACCUCUGCCAUGCAAUGAAGAUGGAUAUGUGCGCUGCAGAGAUGGCGAAGCCACAUUCACUUGCAUUUGUCGAUCGGGUUGGCAAGGACAGAAGUGUGAACUUGAUAUAAAUGAAUGCAAAAAUCCCUUAAAUAUGAACGGAGGUUGCAGUCAGAUUUGUGAUAAUACACCUGGAAGUUACCAAUGUUCCUGCAAAACUGGUUUUGUUCUACUUGCAAAUAAAAAAGACUGCAAAGAUGUGGAUGAAUGCUCUGUGAAACCUGGCAUUUGUGGCACAGCUGUGUGCAAGAACAUCCCAGGAGACUUUGAAUGUGAAUGUGCUGAAGGUUACAGAUACAAUCCCACAUCAAAGUCUUGUGAAGAUGUGGAUGAAUGCUCUAACAACAUGUGUGCUCAACUUUGUGUCAAUUACCCUGGAGGUUAUUCUUGUUACUGUGAUGGGAGGAAAGGAUUCGUACUUGCACCAGAUCAGAGAAAUUGUGAGGCUGUUCCAGUGUGCCUUCCCUUGAACCUUGACAAAAAUUAUGAACUACUUUACUUGGCAGAGCAGUUUGUAGGGGUUGUUUUAUAUCUAAGAUUUCGCUUACCAGAUGUCAUCAGAUUUUCAGCCACAUUUGAUUUCCGAACAUAUGAUUCAGAAGGUGUUAUACUGUAUGCAGAAUCUCUUGACCACUCAGCUUGGUUCCUGAUUGCAGUUCGUGAUGGAAAGCUUGAAAUUCAGUUUAAGAAUGAACACACAACCCAGAUCACAACUGGAGGCCAAGUUAUUAAUAAUGGUGUAUGGAAUAUGGUCUCUGUGGAAGAAUUAGAAAAGAGUAUUAGUGUGAAAAUAGCUAAAGAAGCCACAAUGAAUAUAAAUAUACCUGAAAGCCUUUUUAAGUCUACAAAUGGAUCUGUAGAAACCAAAGUAUAUUUUGCAGGAUUACCUCGGAAAGUGGAGGAUACACUCAUUAAACCGAUUAAUCCUCGUCUAGAUGGAUGUAUACGAGGCUGGAAUUUGAUGAGUCAAGGAACUUCAAAAGUAGAGAAAGUUAUUAAAGAAAAACAAAAUAAACAUUGUUUUAUCACUUUGGAAAAAGGUUCCUACUAUCCUGGUUCUGGAGCUGCUCAAUUUAACAUAGAUUAUUACAAUGUAUCGAAUCCUGAGGCUUGGCAAGUAAAUGUGUCUUUGAAUAUUCGCCCAUCUAUGGGUACUGGAGUUAUGUUUGCCUUGGUUUCUGGUGACACAGUGCCUUUUGCCUUGUCCUUGGUUGACUCCUCCUCUGAAAAGCUUCAGGAUAUCCUGGUAUCUGUUGAAAAUGUGGUAAUAUCUCGGAUAGAGGCCAUAAGUCUGUGUUCCAAUCAACGUUCCCAUCUGGAAUUCAGAAUCAACAGGAAAAGUCUGCAGCUGUCAACUCCACUGAAAGAUGAUGUCAUCUACUCUGAAGAUCUUCAAAGACAAUUUGGCAUCUUGGACAAAGCAAUGAAAGGAACGGUAGCCACUUACCUGGGUGGCCUUCCAGUUGUUCCAUUCAAUGUGACACCAGUGGAUGCCUUUUAUAAUGGCUGUAUGGAAGUGAACGUUAAUGAUGUACAGCUGGAUCUGGAUGAAGCCAUUUUUAAACACAAUGAUAUCAGAGCUCACUCAUGUCCAUCAGUUUUGGAAAACAAAAAGAGUCCUUAAGUCAUCUUUUCUCUGCUGCUAACAUCUUUCUCCUGGCUGUAAUUAAUACUUACGUUUCAAUAACUGUUAAAGGGUUUUACUUACAGAUGGGCAGACCUUGAUUAUUCUAUAGUACUUGGACCUUCUUGGAAUUUUAAAAAGGUCCUUUUUCAAGAAAGCAAGAUGCUCUUGUGAUAUAAAUCACAUUAAAAAAAUUCUUACCUCCAUUGCUGUCUAGAAAUUAAAUAAUGAAAAACAUAAAAAA